This is a messenger RNA of Drosophila takahashii, 1119 nucleotides long. RefSeq lists its product as uncharacterized. Gene Ontology annotation, cellular component: nucleolus; Cajal body; box C/D methylation guide snoRNP complex. Gene Ontology annotation, molecular function: histone H2AQ104 methyltransferase activity; rRNA methyltransferase activity; RNA binding. The record is from RefSeq and is a predicted model, not a curated record. NCBI's taxonomy places the organism in Eukaryota, Metazoa, Arthropoda, Insecta, Diptera, Drosophilidae. Gene Ontology annotation, biological process: box C/D sno(s)RNA 3'-end processing; rRNA methylation.
AUGAGCAAGGAAACCAACGCCAAGCGGCGGACUCGCGGAAACAAGCCCCGUGGUGGAGGCGGAGGAGCACCGGGAAAGUCCUCUCAUCCCGAGCAACCAAGGAACAACGCAAUAAACUCAGUAAAUACCACAAAAAAGACGUCCAUCAAGAGCCCAAGCCAGAACUCUUCGAACAAAUCCUUGAAGAACAAAUCCUCAGGCAGGAUUCCCAACAAGACCCUGAAAAAUGACAAUGGAUCGGGAGAUGCGGCUUUAGUGCAGGCUCAGUCCCAAGAUAAGGCAGCAAGUCAAGUGAAAGGCCAAGAUCAGGGUCAAACGGUGAAAGUGGACACCCAGAUUUAUACUGGCACCUUGGAUCGCAUUGAACCGCACCGCCAUUACGGCGUAUUUCUAUCGCGAAACCGCUUCGAUGCCAUCCAACUGCUGACCCGGAACACGAGCUCCAGUUCGGAUGAUUACGGCGAGCAGCGGAUCGUUUCGGAUUUCCGUGGAAAACGUUGCGAAUUCCGUGCCUGGUCGCCCUUUCAAUCCAAACUGGCAGCCGGAAUUAUGGGUGGUGCAGGCGAUUUGCAUCUGCGAAGUGGGUCCAAGGUGCUCUACUUGGGCGCCGGUUUUGGGCGAUCGGUCUCGCACAUCUCGGACAUUGUGGGCGAAUCCGGAAUGGUCUAUGCCGUGGAGCAGGGUCCCUGGGCGGGUCGCCAGCUGACGACACUCGCGAACAGUCGUUCGAAUAUCGCUCCCGUUAUCGAAGAUGCCACCAUGCCUUAUAAGUAUCGUCUCGAGGUGCCCGCCUGCAUUGACAUCAUCUUCUCCGAUCUACCGCAGGCCGAUCAGAUUCGAUCUCUGAUGCUAAAUGCUAGACAUUUCCUAAUACCCGGUGGUCAUUUUGUGGCCUUCUUCCAUGCGGCCAACAGCAGUGGUAAUAGUGGGUUGGCCAGUAAGGAAGCCUUUGCCGCGGAUAAAGAGCUCUUGAGGGAGCAGCAGUUGGAACCCAUCGAACUGGUUCUACUGGAGCCCUUUAAGCCCGGCUACGCCCUUGUUGUGGGCGUGUCCACGCGUAAGGAUGUGCCUACUUAAAUAGUUUUAUAUAGUUUGUUUCCUUGUUACUUUGAAUUUUGA